UGUAAUCACCUGGUCUAUUUAAGCUCACUCAGAACUCUCGUAUGACGCGAAGUAUUGUUAGCCUGUCUGCAUUCUGAGUGUAUUUCUCUGUUCAAUCUAUUGCCUUGUUUUGACCCUGCCUGUUUUUCGUGAUUGUUUGCUACCUGCCCUGACCUACGCCUGGAUUAUUGACUACUGCUUUUGGAUUUCCUUUGUUGUUGCUGUUUGCCUGGUGUUUUGACCCUUGCCUGUUUUUGGAUUUUGCUAAUAAACCUCCAUUUGGAUCUAACCGGUUUCACGCUCAUGACAAGAUGGAGAUCAAAUUUAAUUGAAUGUAAUGGAAGAACUCGAAGACUUUUCCAGAUUAUUUUUUGUCGGGACAAACAGCUCCAUCCAGUGAUAUAUUAAAGACGCUUCUAUAAAAUCGGCCUCCGUUUAUGACUCACGGAUCCACCCGCAUUUCUUUUGUUUCUCUGCCAGUCUCGAAAAUAAUCACAGGAUCAGACGGUGGAUAAUAAUAGUAACAGAGAAGAAGGAUGUUUUCUGAAGUAAACAGAUCUCUCCUGAUCCUGCUGACCAAUAGGAAUUGUGUGUGUGUGUAGAAAUGAGGCACAAGGUCAAUAUCUCAGAGGAGACAAUUCCUGUACGUCAUUAUUCAGAAUAAUACACAACGAGACAUCCAACUGACCUGGGACUCCACGUUGCUGGCUGAGCCUUGCUAAUAUCCUGGGAGGGCCGCUGUAUUAUUCUCCUGCCGUCCUCCUCUUGCUACCGGGUUGUGGAGCCUGGUUCUCUGCCCAACCGCCCCUACAGGAAGGACUCAGUUUUCUGCCUUCCAAAUUUCUGGUUUUUGCUUUAAGUUUGUCCCCGUACGGCGGGUGUGAGUCCCGGUCUCUAAAGCUGCGGGCCUUCUUAUCCCUCCAUCCCACUGCUCCAUCAUGGCUGUAGCUCUGUGGUUGCUGUGUACCUGUGCCGUCACCCUCAGUAACAUUGCCCCCUCUGCUCAAGCAUUAAGUCGUUCCAUGAUGCCUUUUGGCUUGAUGAGGAGGGAGAUGGCAUGUGAGGGUUACCCCAUCGAUCUGCGAUGCCCGGGUAGCGAUGUCAUCAUGAUCGAGAUGGCCAACUAUGGACGCACCGACGACACGUUCUGCGACGCCGACCCUUUCCAGAUGGAGAACGUUCAGUGCUACCUGCCUGAUGCCUUCAAGAUCAUGUCACAGAGAUGUAAUAACCGUACACAGUGUGUGGUGGUCGCCGGCUCAGACGUGUUUCCUGAUCCUUGUCCGGGAACUUACAAGUACCUGGAUAUUCAGUAUGAGUGUGUGCCAUACAAAGUGGAUCAAAUAGUUUUUGUAUGCCCGGGGACUCUGUUGAGGGUUCAGGCAGCAAGUUCACAGCAGGAGGUGGAGCAUCAGGCGGGGGCGUGGUGUAAGGACCCUCUGCAGUCAGGUGACCGGCUGUAUGUCAUGCCGUGGACGCCGUAUCGGACAGACACCCUGUAUGAAUACGCCUCAUGGGACGACUUCACAAAGAACCGCGCCACCACCACUUACAAGCUGCCCAAUCGAGUGGACGGUACGGGCUUUGUGGUGUAUGACGGCGCAGUCUUCUACAACAAGGAGCGAACACGUAAAAUCGUCAAGUACGAUCUGCGCACACGUAUGAAAAGCGGCGAGGCUAUCAUUACCAACGCCAACUACCACGACGUCUCACCCUACCGCUGGGGAGGGAAGUCUGACAUCGACCUGGCCGUGGACGAGAACGGACUGUGGGUCAUCUACGCCACCGUGAGCAACAAUGGCCGCCUGGUGGUCAGUCAGGUAAACCCGUAUACACUUCGUUUCGAGGGCACGUGGGAGACGAGUUUCGACAAGCGGCUGGCGUCUAACGCCUUCAUGGCGUGCGGCGUGCUGUACGCAGUGUGCUCCGUCUACCAGGACGACGACAGCGAGGCCGGCGGUGAUCUAGUGCUGUACGCCUACAACACCAACCGCAACCAGGAGGAGCCUGUGCACAUCAUCUUCCCAAACCCCUACCAGUACAUCUCAUCCAUUGACUACAACUCUCAUGACAACCAGCUCUACGUGUGGAACAACUACAAUGUGCUGCGCUACCCGCUGGAGUUUGGACCGCCCGACCCCACCACAGGGCCACUGGUCACCACACAGACUUCUAGCACCACACCAUACCAGUCCUUCUCGUCCACCUCCAGCCCAUCCACCAUGCGCCCUUUACCUGCCACUUUUCACCCCAUCGGUGCCAUAAACAAAGCCCCGGAACUGCGCCCCAUCACCGCUACGGUGCCUGUUACCCGCCGCCCACCACGCCCACGACCACGCCCACCCCAGGAGCCCGAGCUACAGGAGGGGUGUGACCCCAGCAUAGCACGAAGCAUCCAGUGGCCCAGUGCACAGAGGGGCGAGACGGUGGAGCGACCCUGCCCUAAAGGUUCUCUCGGCAUUGCAUCUUUCCAGUGUCUGUCCUCUCCAGUUCAGUGGAACCCACGAGGUCCUGACCUCAGUAACUGCACCUCUCCCUGGGUCAACCAGGUGGCCCAAAAGAUAAAGAGUGGUGAGAAUGCAGCGAACAUUGCCAGUGAGUUAGUGAACCACACGCGGAGUCGAAUCCACGCCGGAGACGUCAGCUCAUCUGUUCGUCUCAUCGAGCAGCUGCUGGACAUCCUGGACGCUCAGCUUCAACCUCUGAGACCUGGGAACAAAGAGUCGGCCACCCGCAACUACAACAAGCUACAGAAGAGGGAGAGGACCUGCCGAGCUUACAUUCAGGCUGUGGUUCAGACAGUUGAUAAACUGCUGCGUGUGGAAGCUCUGGACGCCUGGAGGGACAUGAACAGCAGGCCACUGGUCACCACACAGACUUCUAGCACCACACCAUCCCGGUCCUUCUCGUCUACCUCCAGCCCAUCCACCAUGCGCCCUCUACCUGCCACUUUUCACCCCAUCGGUGCCAUAAACAAAGCCCCGGAACUGCGCCCCAUCACCGCUACGGUGCCUGUUACCCGCCGCCCACCACGCCCGCGACCACGCCCACCCCAGGAGCCCGAGCUACAGGAGGGGUGUGACCCCAGCAUAGCACGAAGCAUCCAGUGGCCCAGUGCACAGAGGGGCGAGACGGUGGAGCGACCCUGCCCUAAAGGUUCUCUCGAAAUUUUAGGAGUGGAGUAACUGCCUUAUCACAUGUAACUGCCAUACAACGUGCACCUGGUUAUCCUUACGUGACAAUCUCAUCAAAUAUUAUAAAGAAACAGAGUGAAAUUAAUGCAGCAAAAAGACAGAAACGAAACAAAAGACAACAAAGACAGCGAGCAAGGAAAAAGGAAGCUGUGGAAAAUAAACUAAAAGAAAUGGGGAAAUUGUUAUAUGACAUAAAGAAAUUGAAUAUAUCUGAUUAAAACUGUGAAGGACCUACAAUAGAAGGAAACUGAGUCAACCCAAAGACGAACAGACACUGUACCUAGACAGUUGGAUCAAGACCCAUCAUCUUGCAGAAAGAAAAUUAUAGAAUUGUUAUAAGUUUCAUUUACCUUUAUAUGAACUUUCUUUUCCGUUUUAUAGAAUGAUAAGUUUCAUUUACUUUUAUAUAUGAAUUUAUGUACCAUUGUUUGAUUAAGAAAUGAUAUAAUGUUUGAUAGUAUGUUUAGAUAUUAAGACAGAAAGUAACAAUGAAAGCUUAAAAAAGAAAUCACGAGUUCUGUGUCAGCAGCUUUGUAAGAAUACACAGUCAGCCGUGCAGCUUAGGAGACCUAUCAGGAUGUUUUGCAGAAGCAUGAGAUCAUGAGAGACCUGAUAGAAUGCUGACAGAAGCAGAAUGACCAUUAUGAGAUCAUACUAAGAAAUGUUAUAAAUAGGGUUUUAGAACCAGUUAUCGGUGUGCAUUCACCUUGAGGCAAGCUCAUUGUGUUAUACUCUGUUUUGCUUAUAGAGGGUGCAUCAGGAGAACAAACACAGGCUUACACUAGGAGAGUGUUUCCUGGUUUGUUUUAUCUUUGCAUUUUAUUUCUUUCUACUUACGCUAGACUGACUAUUUGAAGGAGAUUUUGUUUGUAAUUUUCUUUUCUUUUACCUUAUAUAUAUUACACACAUCUAUUUGUAUUACACUAGUUUUAAU
Messenger RNA from Tachysurus vachellii, 4107 nucleotides. It is a transcript of the gene adgrl1b, whose product is annotated as adhesion G protein-coupled receptor L1. Gene Ontology annotation, molecular function: G protein-coupled receptor activity; carbohydrate binding. Gene Ontology annotation, biological process: signal transduction. The transcript is spliced from 16 exons. The record is from RefSeq and is a predicted model, not a curated record. NCBI's taxonomy places the organism in Eukaryota, Metazoa, Chordata, Actinopteri, Siluriformes, Bagridae. Gene Ontology annotation, cellular component: membrane. The coding region runs from base 918 to 3164 and encodes 748 amino acids.